Molecule: messenger RNA, 3125 nt
Organism: Castor canadensis (American beaver)
Lineage: Eukaryota; Metazoa; Chordata; Mammalia; Rodentia; Castoridae
Gene: Hibch
Product: 3-hydroxyisobutyryl-CoA hydrolase
Biological process (GO): L-valine catabolic process
Cellular component (GO): mitochondrion
Molecular function (GO): 3-hydroxyisobutyryl-CoA hydrolase activity
Source: RefSeq, a predicted model, not a curated record
CUUGUCGGUGCUCCGCGGCUCCUCACUGACGGCGCUGGGCGGGUCUGACGUGAGAAGCGAAUCCCGCGCGUGACUCCCGGCUGCUUUGAUUGUGGAAUGUUUUUGGCAAUGGGGCGGCAGGAUUUGUGCGGGCUCGCGUCGAGGUUUAGUUUAUUCAAAAGAACCAGUAUAAUUCUGCAACAUCUGGAUCUAACCCAGGUCCUCACAUGCAUUCUAAGCAUAUGCUGUACCACUGAGCCACACCUCUGCCUCAUUUCUGGAUUCUUACAAAUGAUAUUGCUCUGACUAAUGUUGUACUUGUUUCAUUUGGCCCAUAGAGAAUGUCUAAGCACACAGAAGCGGCAGGAGAAGUGUUGUUGGAAAGAAAAGGUUGUGCAGGAGUGAUAACACUGAACAGACCGAAGUUACUCAAUGCACUGACCCAGAAUAUGAUUCGACAGAUUUAUCCCCAGCUGAAGAAGUGGGAACAAGAUCCUCACACGUUCCUGAUCAUUAUAAAGGGAGCUGGAGAAAAGGCUUUCUGUGCUGGUGGUGAUAUAAAAGUAAUCUCUGAAGCUUCAAAGGCAAAACAGAGGCUGGCUCAAGAUUUCUUCAGAGAAGAAUAUAUACUGAACAAUGCCAUUGGUUCUUGCCAAAAACCUUAUGUUGCACUUAUUGAUGGAAUCACAAUGGGUGGGGGAGUUGGUGUCUCAGUUCACGGUCAGUUCCGAGUGGCUACCGAAAGGACCCUGUUUGCAAUGCCAGAAACAGGAAUAGGACUAUUCCCUGAUGUGGGUGGAGGUUAUUUCUUGCCAAGACUUCAAGGAAAACUGGGCUACUUCCUUGCAUUGACAGGAUUCAGACUAAAAGGAAGAGAUGUGUAUAGAGCAGGAAUUGCUACACACUUUGUAGAUUCCAGAAAGUUACACAUGUUAGAGGAAGAUUUGUUAGCCUUGAAUUCUCCUUCAGAAGAAAACAUUGCACAUGUCUUAGAAACCUACCAUACAGAGUCCAAGAUUGAUCGAGACAAGUCUUUUAUACUUGUGGAACACAUGGAUAAAAUAAACAGUUGCUUUUCAGCCAAUACUGUGGAACAGAUUAUUCAAAAUUUACAGCAAGAUGGUUCACCUUUUGCUCUAGAGCAAUUGAAGGUCAUUAACAAGAUGUCUCCAACAUCCCUAAAGAUCACACUAAGGCAACUCAUGGAGGGGUCUUCAAAGACCUUGCAGGAAGUAUUAACUAUGGAAUAUCGACUAAGUCAAGCAUGUAUGGAAGGUCAUGACUUUCAUGAAGGUGUUAGAGCUGUUUUAAUAGAUAAAGACCAAAGUCCAAAGUGGAAACCAGCUGAUCUACAAGAAGUUACUAAAGAAGAUGUGAAUAAUUAUUUCAAGCCUCUGGGAAGCAAUGACCUGGAAUUCUGAGGUGGCCAGCCCUUUAAGGGAGAAGACCUCUGUGUGGACUGACAGAGUCUGAAGUUAAGACAGUGCUGAGUUCAGCCGAUUCCUUAAUUCAAGCAGCAUCUACUGAGGACCAACUACAUUUCCAGCCAAUAUUGUACUUUGCAUUUUCAGUAUUCUGAAUUUAGGUUACAGGUUACCAAUCUCAUUUUAUUGAUAAGUGAAAGAGUUUCUGAAGCAAAGCUUGUAAGUGUCAGGACUAGACUCCAAAACUAUGAUUCAGAAAUUAGGGCAUUUCUACUAGAUGGGCAACCUUCAUAGUAAAAGGACUUGUCUUGCAUAUUAUCAGUGACUUGAAUUCCUGGUGAAUAAAUACAUCAAAUGUGCAGAAUUAACAUGAUGAAUAUAAGAAUCAAGAUUAAAGCAUGUCUAGGCCAGGUGCGGUGGCUCAAGCCUAUAAUCCUAACUACUUGGGAGGUGGAGAUUGGGUGGAUCACAGUUUGAGGAAGGGAAAAAAUUAGUGAAACCCCCAUCUCAACCAAUGGCUGGGUGCACUGGCAUGCACUGUCAUCCCAGCUAUACAAGGAGGUACAAAUAAGGAAGGUCAAUGUCAAGGCUGGCUUGGGCACAAAGAAAGACUCUGUCUCCCAAACAACCAACACAAAAAGAACUGACAGAGUAGCAUAAGUAGUAGAGCAUCUGCCUAGCAAGCACGAGGCCCUGAGUUCAAACCCCCAAUUCCCCCACAAAAAAAGAUGAAAACAUAGCUAACAAAUUGGAAAUUGGAGAGAGACUUAAAGUAGUACAUGUUACAAAGGGAAAAUGAAGUUCUGAUUGAAGAAAUGCUCAACUGCACAAUUUAAAAAUAAAGCCUACCUUGUCAGCAAAGUGGGGGGAGAGAGGUGUGAUGUGUUCAGUCAGUUUUGCAGAGUUUAUUUGAAGGUGGGAACUCAUUGUACUCUUUGAAUUAACAGAGUUAUUAACAGACUUGUUAACUUCAGUGUUAGACCAAGAAUCUUUAGCACAAAGAAGGUUCUUAGGUGAAGAAGGAAACAUAAAAUACUUACUAAAAAUAACUAACACUUACUGACUUUAGGGCACCUAUAUGUACUUUACAAAGAUUAUUAAUUUCAUCCUCACAACUUUCUGGACAGAUAGAUUAUAUUACCAUUCCCAUUUUACAGAUAAGGAAACCGAGGCUCUGGGAUCUGAAAGGCUGUCAUAUAGACAAAAAAACCCAAAAACCUUAUUUUGUAUUGCUGUUUUUGGUCAUGGACUUUUUCAGGCUCAGAAGUUUUAGAUCUUCUUUGCAGAAAAAUCCUGCAUAUAAUUUCAAAAGUUGGAGGGUGAUUAGCAAAAGGAGGACUCAUUAGAAACAGGCUCAAGAAAGCAGUUGUCACCUUAGUGUAAACAAGGCCUUGCUAGUAGUAACAGGAGGGAUACUCUUUCCUGUCACUGAAGUGGCCAGUUGAAAUGUGGCUGGUCUGUCAGGAGUGCUGUUGAGAUACUAAAAUGGGCUGGAGGACAGUGGAUGGUUGACCCCUUUGCUAUACGACUGUGGAGCUAAAUGAGGACUUUUUCUUGAUGGCAAAACACAAGUUUAAAAAAACGGUUAGUAUUUACCCAGACUGUUCUGCUACAUCUAAAUAAUGUUAUUUCCUAUCUGUAUAUGAUAGCGACCAGGUACUAGAAAACAACCCAUCCAAAGGAAAAAGGGAAUAUCCAAUUGUUGAUCUUGGCUUGAUUAAU